This is a messenger RNA of Oncorhynchus mykiss (rainbow trout), 2126 nucleotides long. RefSeq names its product potassium voltage-gated channel subfamily A member 1. Gene Ontology annotation, biological process: potassium ion transmembrane transport; protein homooligomerization; action potential. NCBI's taxonomy places the organism in Eukaryota, Metazoa, Chordata, Actinopteri, Salmoniformes, Salmonidae. Gene Ontology annotation, cellular component: membrane; voltage-gated potassium channel complex; intercalated disc. Gene Ontology annotation, molecular function: protein binding; delayed rectifier potassium channel activity. The record is from RefSeq and is a predicted model, not a curated record.
CAUACAGUAUUGUUUUAUCGGCGGAGGGCGCGUUGGAUUUGAUCCAGCUUUAACUGCUGCUGCUUGUCAGUUCAGCUGUCGGGGUGAAACCGUUGGAGGGGUUAUUGUUGUUGGUUCAACACUACAAGUAUUUUCCGUUUUUAUAUUUAUAAAGCCUAUUUAAUGGAUACGGUAUGGAGAUAGCGCUGGUGAGUUUUGAGAACGGCGGAGCGAAAGGAAGCGGUGGCAAUGCCGGAGAUGUAGCCAGCCGUAACGCGCUGGAUCACCCUCAACCUCCGCCGUUUGUCCAGUGUGGACUCAGCGAGCUGGGCUACAGCGGUCACAAAGAGAUUAAUACAAUCGGGAGUCCCAAACCGAGGACGUGGAAAAUCAACGAUAUGAAUAACACUUUGAGUUGCAACGAGAACGUGAUGGAUGCGCUUUGGCGCGCAGACCACAGUCCCCAUCUGUUGGACGAUGACAUGUUGGAUAUUGAGCGCAGAGACAUGGACAACAACGAGAGGGUGCUGAUCAACAUCGCUGGGUUAAAGUACGAGACACAGCUAGGGACACUCAACCAGUUCCCCGAAACGUUACUGGGGGACCCCUAUAAGAGGAUCAAAUACUUCGACCCGCUCCGGAACGAGUACUUUUUCGACCGUAACCGGCCGAGUUUCGACGGGAUCUUAUAUUUCUAUCAGUCGGGAGGUAAGAUCAGACGACCUGUCAAUGUGUCUAUCGACGUGUUCGCCGAUGAGAUUCGGUUUUACCGACUAGGGGAAGAGGCCAUGGAACGGUUUAGAGAAGACGAGGGGUUUAUUAAAGAAGAAGAGAAACCGCUACCGCAGAAUGAGUUUCAGAAACAAGUCUGGCUCAUAUUCGAAUAUCCGGAGAGUUCCAGCCCGGCGCGAGGCAUCGCUAUAGUCUCAGUGCUGGUCAUCACCAUAUCCAUUAUCACAUUUUGCAUGGAGACACUACCGGAGUUCAGGGACGAGAGGGAGCUACCGGUCACCAGUCGGCCUGGUAACAACACCGUUCCGCGUCCCUCUCUCACAUUCACAGACCCUUUCUUCAUAGUGGAAACCACUUGCGUGAUAUGGUUCACUUUUGAAUUCAUAGUGCGUUUCUUCGCCUGCCCCAGUAAGUCGGAGUUCUCCAAGACCGUCAUGAACAUCAUAGACAUCAUGUCUAUCCUGCCUUACUUCAUCACGGUGGGCACAGAGCUGGCGGAGCAGCAGGUGGAGGAACCGCAGGAGCACGGCAACGGACAGACCAUGUCUCUGGCCAUCCUCAGGGUCAUCCGGCUGGUCAGGGUGUUCAGGAUCUUCAAGCUGUCCAGACACUCCAAGGGGCUUCAGAUAUUAGGACAAACCCUCAAAGCCAGUAUGAGAGAGUUGGGGUUGCUCAUUUUCUUCCUCUUCAUCGGAGUCAUCCUCUUCUCCAGCGCUGUGUUCUUCGCCGAAGCAGACGAGCCCGAAUCGCAUUUCUCCAGCAUCCCCGACGCCUUCUGGUGGGCCGUGGUCACCAUGACAACGGUGGGCUAUGGGGACAUGAGGCCGGUGACAGUGGGGGGGAAGAUAGUGGGCUCUCUCUGCGCCAUCGCCGGGGUGCUGACCAUCGCGCUGCCGGUGCCUGUCAUCGUGUCCAACUUUAACUAUUUCUACCACAGGGAGACGGACCAGGACCAGUCUUCUCUGAAAGACGACCCGCCCAACAGCAGUCAGGACAGUCCUCAGUUAAGGAGGAAGGACAGUAAGGGAUCUGCCAAGUCGGGAGACGAGGAGGACGGAACAGGAGCGGAGAAGGAGAAUAUCAAGGCUAACAGCAGCAUGAACAUUAAACGAUCCCUUUACGCGUUCUGUCUGAACAAGACGGAGUCGGACCUGUAGUCCCCACAGACAGACAGACAGACAGACAGACAGACAGACAGACAGACAGACAGACAGACAGACAGACAGACAGUGACUAAUUGAAUAGAGAGCAGUGUGUUUUGCUGCGGUGAUUUUCAAGCCUCUAUCAGUGAGUUGAUGUAUAAAAUCCCUCCUGGUAUUAAUGGAUUUGAAGCCUAAACGAAAGCAGAGCCUUGAGUCCCAAAUGACACCCUAUUUCCUACACAGUGCACUACUUCUCGGGCCUAUGGGUCCUGG